Messenger RNA from Carassius gibelio (silver crucian carp), 2437 nucleotides. It is a transcript of the gene rbfox3b, whose product is annotated as RNA binding fox-1 homolog 3b. Gene Ontology annotation, molecular function: mRNA binding. Gene Ontology annotation, biological process: regulation of alternative mRNA splicing, via spliceosome; nervous system development. The transcript is spliced from 15 exons. The coding region runs from base 434 to 1543 and encodes 369 amino acids. Gene Ontology annotation, cellular component: cytoplasm; nucleus. The record is from RefSeq and is a predicted model, not a curated record. Lineage: Eukaryota; Metazoa; Chordata; Actinopteri; Cypriniformes; Cyprinidae.
GCACCAAAUAUACACGUGUUUAUUUCACAGAUCAGAAUCGGGAAGUCGAGUCUGUCUGAGUUUAUUUCCGUCUGGUUUACUAACAUGUAUGUGUGUGUGUGUGUUUUCUCGCUGUGUUCUUGCCGCAGGCUGGCUGACUCGGCUGAGAAACAGACUGCCGUGUGUUUCCUGCAGCUCUUCAUCAGAGGAAGAGGAGGAGGGAGAUACCCUGCGGACGACUUCACUGAGGAGAUUACACCCCUCACACACACACACAGAUCAGGAACGGUGUGUGUGAAGCACAGAGACCUUCUUCAUAAAGCCUCUCAGUUCAUGGAUAUUCCCCUCUGGACAGAGUAAACAGAGAGAGCGAGGGAAGCCGUGUGGACAGCAGGACGAGAGACAGACAGAUAGAGACAGAGAGAGAGAGAGAGAGAGAGAGAGAGAUAGUUAAAUGUGGAAAGCGUCCUCUCUGAGCUCCAUGGCAAACUCUGCAUGCGUGCUGCUGUCCGGCUCCGGGAUGCUGCCUCACUCGCUGCACGCGCCGCAUGGCUUCCUCUACUUGUCCGAGGGUAAUCAGGAGGCCAGCAAUCCGGCGGACGUGAUGGCCCAGACUUACGCCCCGCAGUUUGCGCAUCCCCCGCAGAACGGCAUCCCCGCCGAGUUCACCGCGCUUCCCAGGCAAGACUACGCAGGACAGAACCGUGUCCCGGAUCACGGCCUGACGCUCUACACGCCGGCACAGACCCACAGCGAUCUGACCAACGCCGACACUAACACGCCAGCCAUCAGCAGCAACACAGCACCGACAGAAGACGUGACACAAACAGAAGUUUCCCAGCUGGUGCCGCAUUCAGAGUCCACGGAAAAACAGCAGCCCAAACGGUUACACGUCUCCAACAUCCCCUUCCGCUUCCGUGACCCGGAUUUACGGCAAAUGUUUGGGCAAUUUGGGAAGAUCUUAGACGUGGAGAUUAUCUUUAAUGAAAGAGGAUCAAAGGGCUUUGGCUUUGUAACUUUUGAAACGAGCACAGACGCAGAUCGUGCGCGGGAGAAACUAAACGGUACAAUCGUAGAAGGACGUAAAAUCGAGGUGAACAAUGCCACAGCGAGAGUGAUGACGAAUAAGAAAGUGGUAAACCCGUACACAAACAGCUGGAAACUCAAUCCGGUGGUCGGAGCAGUUUACGCACCGGAGCUCUACGCAGUGACGGGUUUCCCGUAUCCCGCAGCAGGAGCAACAGUGGCGUACAGAGGCGCUCAUCUGCGGGGCAGAGGUCGGGCCAUUUACAACACCUUCCGCACAGCUCCUCCUCCUCCACCCAUCCCAGCGUACGGCGCGAUGGUGUAUCAGGACGGAUUCUACGGUGCAGAGAUCUACGGUGGAUAUGCGGCGUACAGAUAUACUCAGCCUGCAACGGCUACAGCGUACAGCGACAGUUAUGGGAGAGUCUAUGCAACUACUGACCCAUAUCACCACACCAUCGCCCCGGCAGCCACCUACAGCGUGGGGACCAUGGCGAGCCUGUACAGAGGAGGCUACAGCCGCUUCCAACCCUACUAGAGAGACUAAACCACUGAUUACUCAAACUAACACACAAAACCACUAGACUCCUUCUGCUACACGGAGUGUGAUUUCAAUCAAAAAUGCUUCCAGGUCACCCAAUGACCUCAUCCCGACAACAUUCUCUCAAGUGGACAUUGUGGAAAUCAGUGGGAAAAUCAGAAGAGCAGCUCAUAAAUGUGAAGUUGAUGUCAGAUUUUUUAAAGUCACAUUUGUUUUCUCAUUUGUGUUUUGUCUGCAAAUGCAAGGACAGUGUUUGAAAAAGCAUUUUAAAAUGGGAAGAAAGUGAAUUAUCAUGUGGUCCUUUAGAUGAUUGUUUUUCAUUAUUAAUCAUUUUGUUAUGUAUAUAAGCUGCUAGACUGAAUUCAGACAUGAGACAAUAUCUCAGGACUCUCUUCAACUUUUCUUUGGAUCCAAAACCACCCCAGACAGACAUACAUAUAUAUAUAUAUAUAUAUAUAUAUAUACCAGAUAUUGCCAGCAUACUCUAUUCUCUGUGGUCUGAAACUGUGUGUUUGCUGUAUGAAUAAGCUGUUCUUGUUUAGUUGCUGGGGUUUUAUUUUAAGGGUUUCUAUGCAUGUUGUUUCCGAGAUGAGAGGACUCAUCAUGUGUUCUCUCACGUUUGCACUAACAUAUUUACCUCCGUACACAGUGGACAGAUUUAACUCACUCUAACUAAUGCUGAAUGAAUGUGUGAGUGCUUGUGCAUUAACAUAAUAAGGAUUAAAAGAUCAUUUCAUAUAUGGAAAUAUUACAUUACAUAAAAAGUAAUUUUACAAGUUAACAUAGUGACUUUGGGAGCAAUAUGAUUUUCUGGAUUUUCAAAAGAAGGACAAAUAAUUAGAUUAAUGAAAAUACAAGGAAACUUGGCGGGACUUGAAGAGAUGUGCAAAU